CAGCAAGUUGCCGCAAUCGCACCUCCUGACAUCGGGAAGAAAGGAGGACCGACAAGGAAAACCACCCCACCACCGCAGCGGCGUCCUGACACAAGCCCGCCUGAGCGCGUGAGUUUUUCGUCAACGAUGGCCCGCCUCUCGGUGGGAGUCGUGGCAGCAGCGGUGCUCCUGUGCGUGAGUGUGCACGCUGCUCCCAAGAAGCCCGGCAGCGGGGGAUCAGGAGGGCAUGGCGGUGGCCACCAUGGUCAUAAGGACAGCACCAACUUGUACGAGCUGGUGCAGGUGCCGGCCCUUCCAUUCUGUGAACAUAACGACCGCUUCAACAUCGAUGAGGGGCUCUGUGUCGGCAUCGACAGGCGCACGGGAGUUAACCCUGUGUCGGCGGUGAGUGACGGCGGAGGGAAUACGAUGAUGUGUCGUCUUGGUGUGAUGUCAUGUGAUUGGAAUGUCUGACGGACGGAUGUGUCGGUUGCAGGAUUGCCCGAAGGGGACGGUGCUGCACGGCGAGAAGUGCAGGGGCAAGGUCUACGCCAUGAAAGGGCCCAAGUGCAGAGAUGACGAGUGAGCAAUCACAGCAGCAAUCACAUCCACGCACACACACACACACAACUUCCUUGUCUGUUUGCGCCUUUCUGUUCGUUCGUUCGUUCGUCAGCGCCUUUUACAUUCCGCCCGAAACAAGUCUCUUGAAGAAGCCUUUCCCGACCUGGGGUAUGCACAAGCACCCCUUCAUGGAGCGGCACUUCGACCACGUCCCCAACCUCGCGGAGCUUCAACAGCCGCCCAAGAACGUCUCCCGACCCAAGAAGGUGCCCGAUGAAGAGCGGAAGCCCUGCGCCAUGGACGACCUCGAGUGCAUCCAGGAGCGCGAGCAGGAGCUCCUCGAAGGGGCGGGCUACUGCCUGGAGAGCGAGGUGUACUUCAUUCCCCUGCGGUGCCCCUCCAACCAGUUCAAGAAGCGCGACACCGACGACGGCCGGCGGCUGUGCAUCCUCGAGAAAAAGAUGGACCCCACCACAGAGGAGGUCUGCUCCAUCCACCCCGUCAAGAACGAGCUCGGCACCCUGCAUGAGUUCGGGGGCAAGUGGAACGGCUCGGCGGACCACCAGCAUCUCGCGGCCAUGUCUCUUGAUGGUGAGGGCGACGAGCGCCGCCUCCAGAAGAAGGGUGGCGACUACUCGGGUUACUCGAAGGGCGAGGCCGUCAAGAAGGGGAAGGGCGGGCGCAAGCGGGGGAAGGAUGCGAAGCCCGGGCUGGGCGAGACUGCCAAAGUGUUCGGCAACAAGGUUUGCAAGACGGUUAAGAUCUGCCCGCCAUCCUACAAGCUGCACAGCGGCAAGUGCCUGCAGAAGAUUAUCAUCGAGCGGUCGCCUGACGAGGACGGCUGCAGAGAUGUAAGCAAGCAACACCCACAUCACAUCACACCCAUGGACACGCCAGACCGACUGAAUGUGCCUUCUUGUCACUCACUCAGCAUUGGCAUUACGAGGAGGAGUUCGACGCGUGCAAGAAGGACCACAUCCGAGAGCCGGUCAUCGACUGCCCCGACAAGUUCCAGAAGCACCCUCACGACCCAUUCAAGUGCUACGACCACCUCAGCGAAGACCCGGAGAACGUCAUCUGCCCCUGUCCGUCCCCCGGCUGCAAGGACAUCAGCCACCACGGCUCACACAAGGGCGACCUUGGCGCUGUUAACGGCACUGGCGCCGACGUCGAGCCUGGCACCGCCGGAAGUGAGCGAGACACCGCUCCCACACACUUUUGAUUCAUUCAUUCUGUGGUGUGGUGCCCUCCCUGUAUGCGCACAGGCUACAUCUACGUCGCCGAGCUGGGCAAGUGCUACAUCAUCAUCAAGUACCCCCCCAAGUACGUCUGCGACCACGCCGAGGGCUUCAAGCUCAACGAGAAGACCCUGCAGUGCCAGAUGCGCGUGCCCAAGGGAUCCAUCAUCCCAGCCACACACAGGAAAUCGGGCGUCGAGCACCCAGACGAGCACAUGCAGGCUCAUGUCGCCUUCUGGCGGCAGGAGAGGAAGAGAAACAAGGCCUUGGCCAAGUCGCUCAAGCGCAACGGGGGCGUGGUGAAGUAUGGGGGUGGUGGUGCUGGGGGUGGGGGGAAGAAGGGCUCUGCGCCGCCUCCACCGAAGAAGAAAUAGACGGACGGAUUGACGGAUGGUGUGGUGUGGUGUGGUGCCCGCGAUAUGAUGGAUAGAUAGGUCUGUGUGUCGGCAUUCGGGUUAAAAGUACCUGAGAGCGGCAUCACAUCGAGAGACAUGGAUGGCACACAUGGCUAGUUCUCUCCUACCUUCCCCUGUAUGUUGCUCGCUUGACUGACUCAUUCGUUCGUCCGUCCGUCCUCGUGGCUUUCCUUUUUGAGUACUGACUGGCCAGUACGGACCGGCGCGGCGCGGUGUGGUGUGGUGUGGUUUGUGUGUGAGGCUCCCCAUGUGACCCAUGGCUGAUUUGGCCGAGCACGACAGACCUGAUUGGCGGACGGAUGACUUGUGCGACGACUGCUGUAUACCUAGACUCGUGCACUCGUGUCUCGUGUGUGAGGUUUGCAUGCCAUGGAUGACCUGAC
Messenger RNA from Vitrella brassicaformis, 2580 nucleotides. The record is from the annotation of a GenBank genome assembly. NCBI's taxonomy places the organism in Eukaryota, Vitrellaceae.